Besnoitia besnoiti is the source of this 1569-nucleotide messenger RNA. RefSeq names its product transporter, major facilitator family protein. The record is from RefSeq and is a predicted model, not a curated record. The transcript is spliced from 4 exons. Bases 1 to 1569 code for a protein of 522 amino acids. NCBI's taxonomy places the organism in Eukaryota, Apicomplexa, Conoidasida, Eucoccidiorida, Sarcocystidae. Gene Ontology annotation, cellular component: membrane. Gene Ontology annotation, biological process: transmembrane transport. Gene Ontology annotation, molecular function: transmembrane transporter activity.
AUGAGAUCUCCACCUGCUGCCGAGCUUGCCUCUGGUGCUCCCCUUCUUGGUAGCCAGCAAAAUGGCGAAGAAGGAGCCUCCACCGAAAAAGAGCGAGCGCUUUCCUCGCAGAAGAUAGAGCGGUUCACAUGCGAGAACUUGUUCUGGUGCCCGGAAACCGGAUACCACCCAGGUGGACGCAGAGCAGUCUUGUCUACUUACAUCUACGCUGCAGUACAUGGCGCCACAGAUCAAUUGCUUCCAGCAAGCUUCAAGUCUCUGGAGAGAGACCUGCGGCUAUCGCCCGUGGAACUGGGGACAGCAUCUUCAUGCGCUCGUAUAGCACAUGCGGUCGCCUGCCCGUUAUGGGGCUUGGCAGUUGAUUGCUGUGGACGCCGCAGGAUGUUCUCGUCCACCGCUCUCGGGUGGGGACUUACCAGUGCCUUGUUUUUUUUCAUCUGGAUGCCAUGGCAAGUGAUGCCACUCAUGUGCUUCACUGGCCUAUUUAUGGCAGCAAUGGGACCUCUUUCCCAAAAGGUCCUGGCUGACGAAGUGCCCACGGAGAGCCGUGGAUCCAGUUUCGGGACCAUGCACUUCUUCCAGUCCUUGGGUCGCAUUGUCUCGCUUCAAGCCGCGACAUCCGUCUCCGGCCUGUUCAUUCUGGGUGCUGAAGGAUGGAGAUACGCUUUCGCCACUUGUGGACUGGUCUCGGUAUUGCUCGCGAUCUCCUUAGGGCUAAGCGUACCAGACUCCACGGAACAAGUAAAACUCCAACAGUCUCGUGGCAUAAAGUGGUUCUCGCCCAAGGAGCUUUUGUACGUCAUGUGGAACGGAAGCUUCUGGUCGAUGCUUCUUGUGGGGAUACUGAACGGGAUACCCCGGUCUGCUUUAAACUUCUGCACGAUGUGGUUCCAGUACUGCGGCCUCACGGACUGGUGGUCGUCGUUCAUUGUAUCGGCGAGUUGGAUGGCCGCUAUGUUUGUUGCACCUUUUGUCGGGUGCAUGGGCGAUUAUGCGUCACGCCUCUCUCCUGACCAUGGACGACCCCUCGUGGCACAGGUUUCCCUUCUUCUUCGAUCCGGGUUGAUGGCGGUCAUGCUGACCUGUGUGCCCCUGCGCGCAUCGUCUUUCUGGAUCUUCCUGGUAUUGGCAGUCUUAAUCGGUUUUCUUGCCGGAUGGCCAGGCGUCGGUGUCAAUAGGCCAAUACUCUCGGAAAUAGUCAAGCCCCAGCACCGCGCGACGGUAUUCGCCCUGGUGUCAACAUGCGAAGGGGUCGGAGCGGCACUUCUUGGCGCCCCUCUGGUUGGCUUUCUAAGUCAGCAGGUCUUCGGAUACAUAAAAGUGGAUCAUUCGCAUAAGCUCGUCGAGCUGUCAGAGCUGCAGCGAGAAGGGAACGCAAGAGCGUUGUCGAUGGCAAUGCUCUGCAUGACAACAGGACCGUGGAUUGCGAACAUGUUGGUCUACUGCAUUCUUCAUAAGACCUACAAAAAGGAUAGGCACGUACAGACUCUCUCUCAGGGUGCUUCGCUGCAGAGCAGUCCGCCAUCCGCAGCGGACACUAACAAUCGGGAUUCAGGCCACUAUGCCUAA